AUGCGUCCCUCGAACACACUCUACCUCCUGGUAGCCCACAGUCUAUACAUAUCUCCGGCGACUGCGGCUCUCGACCGCUCUCGUUCCCAGUUUAAAUACUUCUUUCCGACUGUGGAGCAAUACGCCAAAGAGCGCUUCCAUGAGGCGUGCCCCGAGCAGUAUGCGAAUUACUUCAAUGAGAGCCUCCCUGAUCCAGGCUGGGGGCACAAAUACUCGGGCGAGUUGAUGGAAUGUAUCCUAGAGGAAUGGGGAGAGCUCAACAAGGCAAACAUGGCAGUGACAGCUAUCCUGCUGGCACUUCUCCCGGCGGGACUUGGUCAGUUCGGACCCAGCAUGGCCGAGAUUAGCAUUCUGAGCACCCGAAGACCGAUUCUCGCGAUGUUUCUGGGCUUUGGACUGAUGUCACCGAACCCAGUCGAGUUCGAUUUCGAAGGCAUUCUGCAGAAAGCAGGCAAGGGUUCUGCGCCGCUCGUGCCGAUAAGGGCUCUAGACGGGAGAUAUUUCAUUACCAAAGUUCUCGUCUCUCUUGUCGAGUAUGUCAUCGCCAUGGGGUCAACGGCGAACUGCUUCUACCAACUCUACCGGUUUACAUACCACGCCAUAUCCCUGGCUCCGUUGGCUGUCUAUCUCCCCGGCUUACCGGAAACGGCCACGCUAUUUGGAUGGGCAUUUUUGAACUUGCCGCUAUACCUACUCAGUUUUGUCGUCUUCGCCCUGGCCUUCCACCGCGCUACGCCUCAAUCGGGAUACAAAAGGAGAAACCGUUGGGUCGAGUUUAUUAUUGCUGAACUGACUCCAUGUGGCCAAGGCCCUCACCUCAGGCUUCAACAACGAGGGACCCGAGAAACUCUGCAGCGCCUGCUUGGAGCUCUCACUCGACUCGUUGCCGGGCUUCAUAUCAUCCUGGGCACUGUUCUCAUUGGCAGCAUCGUUCUCAUACCCUUGGGCGACUUUCUUCCAGUAAUGUACAGUUUUGUAUUCGCGGCUAUACUUACUCGGGUUGUGUUGAGCUACGAAAUGAGUUGUCUGGCGAAGAGGACAGAAAUCGAACCGGCGCAGGGUCUAGGCUCAGACCAAGUCGUGCAUGAGACACAUUCUCUGGGACCGAAACAGUAUGAGGGUUUGAGCCAGGAGGAUUGA
Fusarium falciforme is the source of this 1140-nucleotide messenger RNA. RefSeq lists its product as hypothetical. The record is from RefSeq and is a predicted model, not a curated record. The coding region runs from base 1 to 1140 and encodes 379 amino acids. The transcript has a single exon. Lineage: Eukaryota; Fungi; Ascomycota; Sordariomycetes; Hypocreales; Nectriaceae.